AUGGCGUACACAAGGGUAUCAAUUAGAAUUACUGCUCCUUCAGCUUGGCUUCAUUCAUGUGUAAAUCAUCAAACUUUUAAGAAAUUGUGCAUAAUUCCAAUAGCAAUGCGAGCGAAAGAAAUAAUAACCGGAUCUUUAAUUCCUGAUGGAAAGACGACAUUAUUAUUUAAAGGAAUUAAAGCCGAAAUUAUAAAAACACCGCAGGGAUAUUUUAUCAAGAGACGUGGAUUUACAGUCGAAGAUAUAUUAAGUGGUGACUUUUACUCGUCUUUUGAAAUGUCAGUAGACAUUCCUUCAGAAUGGAUGACGGAAGACAUUGAUAUUUCAAAAUUAAGGGACACUCUAAUGAUAACAAUAGCUGUCCAUAACUAUGGUUGUUUUUGUAAUAAAACGGAUGAUGAUAACGUUUACUUGCGUUAUAAUAAUUUAAUAGUUGAAGUUAAAAAAACAGGACCUUCAUCGUUUCAUUUAGAAAAAAAACCUUAUUUAGAAGUUCCUGCUCAUUUUUCACCUCAAAAUUUGGACGAUGGAUUAAAUGAUUUUGAUUGUAAUAAUUUAGAAAUUCAAAUUGAAGAAUGUCACUUAGCGGAAUAUGAAGAACAAGAUGUCACGCAAGCUGAAAAAGAAAAUAAUAAUUUAAUUUGGGAACUAGAAAGCAGCUUAAAUAAUUAUGCAGAGUCCGAAUGCGAGGAACCUAUGGACGUUAAAACAACAGAAGAAGGCGAGGAGGACGAAGGCAUUGAUAUUGUGGAGGAUGGCGAGAGAGAACCAGCUGCUUCUAAUACAGGAGAGCAACCGAUGGAAGUAGAAGAGGCGGGAGAAGGGAAGGGGGCUCAAGGCAUUGGCGAUGGUGAUACAGUAGAAGGCGUAGGUGAGCAACGUAUGCCUGAAGAGGGGAGAGGAGAAGAAGAAAAGGAGAAUAAAGAAUAA
Molecule: messenger RNA, 930 nt
Organism: Leptopilina boulardi
Lineage: Eukaryota; Metazoa; Arthropoda; Insecta; Hymenoptera; Figitidae
Exons: 2
Coding region: 1-930 (309 amino acids)
Source: RefSeq, a predicted model, not a curated record